UUAUCAAGGGUCAUUGUUCUUACUUUAUAAAAACCCACCUCUUCCUUCCAUUUUCUGCAUCUCCUGUUGUGAGAUUUGUAGAAAGAAGAGUAAACCCACAAAGGCAGAAACCUUUGUUUUCAUCUAUCCUUAAUCAUCAAUUAUUUCCUCAACCAGCGAUAGAUAUCAUCAUGUCAUACCCAAAUGAAUCAAGCAGGGAGGACUCUCCACAGAUGAAGACUGGAAGGGGAAAGAUUGAGAUCAAGCGGAUCGAGAACACAACUAAUCGCCAAGUCACCUUCUGCAAAAGACGCAAUGGAUUGCUCAAAAAGGCCUAUGAAUUAUCUGUUCUUUGCGAUGCAGAAGUGUCUCUGAUUGUCUUCUCAAGCCGUGGCCGCCUUUAUGAGUAUGCUAAUAACAGUGUUAAGGCUACAGUUGAUAGGUAUAAGAAGGCAUGCUCAGAUACCUCCAACAGUGGAUCUGUUUCAGAGGUUAAUGCUCAGUUCUAUCAGCAAGAAUCUGCGAAACUGCGUGUUCAAAUUGGGAAUUUGCAGAAUUCAAACAGGCAAAUGCUCGGCGAGUCGCUGAGUUCUUUGAAUGCCAAUAAUCUCAAGAACUUGGAGGGUCGAUUAGAGAGAGCAAUUAGCAAAAUCAGAUCCAAGAAGACUGAGCUGUUUUUUGCAGAAAUUGAGUAUAUGCAGAAGAGGGAAAUUGAUUUGCACAACAGUAACCAGCUUCUUCGGGCAAAGAUAGCGGAGAAUGAGAGAAACCAGCAGAACAUGAAUCUGAUGCCAGGAGGGGAUAACUACGAGACCGCACAAUCUCAGUCAUUUGAGUCUCGAAACUAUUUUCAAGUGAAUGCCUUACAGCCCACAAAUCAUUAUCAACACCAAGACCAGAUUGCUCUUCAACUAGUGUAAGAUUAAUACCCUGAAUUAGCCACGACAUAUUUAUCGAUCAGAUCAUCUGUUUCAUCGAUCUUCAUGCCACUUCUGCUUGAAGGAGCAAAAUUAUCUAUAUGGUGUCCAGUUAUUAGUAUUUCAUUGUCUAAAAAGGAUGGUACAAAAAUACUGAAAAUAAAAUCAUCUUUGAUC
Tripterygium wilfordii is the source of this 1073-nucleotide messenger RNA. Its product is annotated as floral homeotic protein AGAMOUS-like. Gene Ontology annotation, biological process: positive regulation of transcription by RNA polymerase II. The coding region runs from base 171 to 899 and encodes 242 amino acids. Gene Ontology annotation, cellular component: nucleus. The transcript has 8 exons. The record is from RefSeq and is a predicted model, not a curated record. NCBI's taxonomy places the organism in Eukaryota, Viridiplantae, Streptophyta, Magnoliopsida, Celastrales, Celastraceae. Gene Ontology annotation, molecular function: DNA-binding transcription factor activity, RNA polymerase II-specific; protein dimerization activity; RNA polymerase II cis-regulatory region sequence-specific DNA binding.